This is a messenger RNA of Trachymyrmex septentrionalis, 1285 nucleotides long. It is a transcript of the gene Ing5, whose product is annotated as inhibitor of growth protein 5. The transcript is spliced from 4 exons. NCBI's taxonomy places the organism in Eukaryota, Metazoa, Arthropoda, Insecta, Hymenoptera, Formicidae. The record is from RefSeq and is a predicted model, not a curated record. Gene Ontology annotation, biological process: regulation of DNA-templated transcription. The coding region runs from base 136 to 903 and encodes 255 amino acids. Gene Ontology annotation, cellular component: nucleus.
UUUAUCUGUGUCCAUUAUCGAGUAUCGUUGUCAGUUGAAUUUUUACCUUGCCGUUAUUUCUCGUUGAUUGUUUCGUGAAGAAGUUAAUUAUUUAUACAAUAUCUUUUAUUUACAUGAAGAUACGACACUAUCGUCAUGACGACUGCGUUGUAUUUAGAGCAUUAUCUCGAUAGCCUCGAGCAUUUGCCAAUUGAAUUACAGAGGAAUUUUACACUAAUGCGUGACUUAGAUGCUAGAGCGCAGGGUCUUAUGAAAGAUAUCGAUAAACUAGCAGAUGAUUACUUGAGGAAUAUGAAGAAGGAAUUGCCGGAAAAGAAAAAAGAACAACUCGCUCAUAUACAAAGUCUCUUUAACAAGGCUAAGGAAUACGGAGAUGACAAGGUCCAACUAGCUAUUCAAACUUACGAAUUAGUUGAUAAGCAUAUCAGACGACUGGAUUCAGAUCUGGCAAGAUUUGAGGCAGAGAUACAGGACAAAACAUUAAACAGCAAUAGAGCACAGGAGGAGAGCAAUGCUAGCAAAAAGGGUAGGAAGAAACUCAAGGAGAAGGAGAAAAGGAAGAAGGGUACGGUAGUUAGCAGUGAAGAUGAGGCCAAGAAUGCAAGAAAGAAACAGAAGAAAGGUGGCUCAGUAGCUUCAGCAUCGUCCACCGGCGCUGUGGGAAGUGGCGCCCAGGUAGAUGCAACAGCACUCGGUCAUCCAGCCGACGUUCUUGACAUGCCUGUUGAUCCUAACGAACCGACUUAUUGUCUUUGUCAUCAAGUAUCAUAUGGAGAAAUGAUUGGUUGUGAUAAUCCAGAUUGCCCUAUAGAAUGGUUCCACUUCGCCUGCGUGGGUUUAACAACAAAACCUAAAGGAAAAUGGUAUUGUCCCAAAUGUACGCAAGAUCGCAAAAAGAAAUAAACCUUGGAAACAAUUAUCACCUAUGAAGAAAAGAUUAGUGCAAAACUAUUUCACAUUGAAAGUAAAUCGACUUUUGUAUAAAAGGAUGAUAGAAAAUUUAUAAGAGAUGUAGAGAGGAGGGGAGAGGGGGGAGGGGAGAGAGAGAGAGAGAGAGAGAGAGAGAGAGAGAGAAAACUGCAUUUCCAUUUGCAUCUAAUACUAAUAACGAGGCAAUUCUUUUAUUUUUACGUGACGCGUAUAAUAAUAAAUAUAUGCCACGCAAUCACGUAUUUGCUUAUCGUUAUAGUAAUGUCUAUAAAUAAUUUCUCCAGAAAUUGUUGUGAUAAAUUAAAUUUCCUUUUAUCACCAUAGAAUUACAUUACGGAUUUUUUUUCUAUAUUAA